AUGACGGACCCCAACAAGAUGAUCAUCAACUUGGCCCUUUUUGGCAUGACUCAGAGUGGAAAAAGUUCUGCUGGGAACAUUAUUCUGGGAAGCAAUGACUUCCACAGCAACUUUUCUCCAUGUUCUGUAACAAAAGAUUGUUGCCUGGCCCGCAGUUAUCACCUUCACAACUUCAUGCGCAGAGGGGGUCAAGAAAUAACCCUGCAGGUCCGGGUGUUAGACACCCCAGGCUAUCCACACAGCAGCCUGAGCAACAAGCAUGUGAAAGAGAAGGUCAAAGAGGCCCUGAUACAUCAUUUCGGAAAAGAUGGUCUCCACCUGGCUCUGCUGAUACAGAGAGCAGACAUGCCUCUCUGUGGACAGGAAGCAUCCCCCCACGUCCAGAUGAUUCAGGAACUUCUGGGACAUGCUUGGAAGAAUUAUACUGCCAUUCUUUUCACCCAUGCAGAAAAAAUAGAAAAAGCUGGACUCAGUGAAGAAGAAUAUAUCCAAGAGGCCCCUGACACACUGUUAACCUUACUAAAUUCUAUUCGUCACAGAUGUAUUUUCCAGUAUAGCAGUGGAAACUCAUUUAAUGAACAAAGGAUACCAAUCUUAAAAAGAAUCUUAGAAUUUAUCAAAGAAAAUUCCUAUCAAGUGCUUACCUUUAAAUAA
Chrysochloris asiatica (Cape golden mole) is the source of this 654-nucleotide messenger RNA. It is a transcript of the gene GIMD1, whose product is annotated as GIMAP family P-loop NTPase domain containing 1. The record is from RefSeq and is a predicted model, not a curated record. Gene Ontology annotation, molecular function: GTP binding. The coding region runs from base 1 to 654 and encodes 217 amino acids. Lineage: Eukaryota; Metazoa; Chordata; Mammalia; Afrosoricida; Chrysochloridae. The transcript is spliced from 2 exons.